Aspergillus steynii IBT 23096 is the source of this 1166-nucleotide messenger RNA. Its product is annotated as DNA-directed RNA polymerase core subunit RPB5. NCBI's taxonomy places the organism in Eukaryota, Fungi, Ascomycota, Eurotiomycetes, Eurotiales, Aspergillaceae. Bases 90 to 797 code for a protein of 235 amino acids. The transcript is spliced from 3 exons. Gene Ontology annotation, biological process: DNA-templated transcription. Gene Ontology annotation, molecular function: DNA binding; DNA-directed RNA polymerase activity. Gene Ontology annotation, cellular component: RNA polymerase III complex; RNA polymerase I complex; RNA polymerase II, core complex. The record is from RefSeq and is a predicted model, not a curated record.
CUGCCAUUUGUUCCUUUUUUCACUUUCCUGUCACUUCUCUCUCUUUCAUUGUCUGGUUCUCGGUUCGCGCCUCGCGCGCCCUAUUCAACAUGGACGAAGACUACUCUGCUGGCUCCGUGGAUGCCGACCGCGAGAUGACCCGACUGUGGCGCACAUGGAGGACGGUAUUCGAACUGCUGAUGGACCGGGGCUACGAAGUCACCGAAGAAGAAGUCCAACUGUCUCUGGACGACUUCAAACAGAAAUAUGCCGACCCUCUUGGAUACCCCGACCGCAAUAAAAUGAAAGUCAGCGCGCGCCCCUCCGAAGCCAUGCAAGCCAAAUACACGCCCCUGCCCAGCAAAUCCAACCCCGACCCGCAACCCGACUGCGGCACCAUCUACGUCGAAUUCUGCGCGGACUCGUCCGGCGUCGGCACCAAGCAGGUGCGCGCCUUCAACCACUUCAUCGACGAGAACAACUUCCACACCGGCGUCUUCAUCACCCAGACCCCCAUCUCGCCGUCCGCCGUGCGCCUCCUCAGCGGCGUCCCCGGCCGCAUCUGCGAGCACUUCCAGGAGCAGGAUCUGCUGGUCAACAUCACCCGCCACGAGCUGGUGCCGAAGCACGUGCUGCUGAGUCCCCAGGAGAAGGCGCGCCUGCUGGAACGUUACCGUCUGAAGGAGUCGCAGCUGCCGCGCAUCCAGGUCUCCGACCCCGUGGCGAGAUACCUGGGUCUGCGGAGGGGUCAGGUCGUCAAGAUCAUCCGGAAGAGUGAGACGGCGGGUCGGUAUGCCAGUUAUCGCUGGGUUAUUUAAUGGGUGGGGAUAUAUCAAUGGGCAGACUUUUAUCUUUUUUUCUCUCAGAAGAAAGAGACGGGAAAGUCCUGCACCCGCGACCUCCCACUCGCGAUAACAUCCGAGAACAAAGACAAAGCGAACCACAACCGAAGCUAGAAAGCAAACCAAAAAUCUGGAAAACUGACCCCUCGACGAGGAUCGGAUCGUGUCCAUAUUCCAGGCAUAGGGGGCACAGCAAGGCGUAACGGCGAAGAGAAAAGACCUUUACUUCAUUUAUGAAUUUUUAUUUGGCUGAUUGAUGUAUUACCAAGAAGUUAUCAAGUUAUCUUUGUGAGAGUUAACGACUACUACUACCUAGCUAGCUAGGUAUAUAAAUUUGUAUUAUUC